Molecule: messenger RNA, 3600 nt
Organism: Fundulus heteroclitus (mummichog)
Lineage: Eukaryota; Metazoa; Chordata; Actinopteri; Cyprinodontiformes; Fundulidae
Gene: map7d2b
Product: MAP7 domain containing 2b
Exons: 18
Coding region: 134-2080 (648 amino acids)
Biological process (GO): microtubule cytoskeleton organization
Cellular component (GO): microtubule cytoskeleton
Source: RefSeq, a predicted model, not a curated record
CUCUCCUCUCCUCUCCCAGCAGCUGUGUUGUCAUCCUCCGUGUUUUUCUCUGAGUCACCGUGUCGGCCGAACCGGACCGGAGCUCUUCAGCCCAUUCGCUGCGUCUGCCUGCUUCCUGUGGGUUCGGUCCUCCAUGACCCAGGUGGUUCCGAGGCGUAUAGACAUGACAGCUUUGGUUCCUCCUCCUGCACCACUGCACAACAGGAGGCACAUAUCUCCUGCUCAGUCACCAUCCAGUCCUACAGGCUCCCGGCUGAAUCUAUCUAAAGAGCGACUAGAAGACAAAGAGAAAACACAGGAGCUGUCGCUGGUGCUGCAGGAUAAGGAGCGGCGCGCGCAGCAGCAGCUGGAGCGCUGCGCCGAGGAGCGAGGGAGGAAGAUGGAGCAGCAGAGGAGGAAGGAGCAGCAGCGCCGGGCAGCGGCCGAGGAGAAGAGACGGCAGAAGCAAGACGCAGAAAAGGAGAGGCUGGAGGCCCUGGUGCGGCGGCGAGCCGGCGGCGCCGACAGACGAGGAGGAGGAGGAGGAGGAGGAGGAGGGGAGGCCCGGGAGCACCUGGACAACAGGCCCAAACGGUGGACCUGGGGAGGACCGCCUGACGGAGCGGAAGGUAACCCUAAGACCCCGCCCUGCCAUGCCAUUGGCUCCGCUCUGCCCAAUGAGCUUCCUGCCGCUUCCAGCGCCAGCCAAUCCCGCAACGCAGUCGACUUCCUGUCUCCACCAGCCAUGGAUCAGCCGAACAACAAACAGCUCUCCAACUCUGCGGCAGCCCUCAACUCCCCAGAGCGAGUGUCUUCUGUGUCCCGUCGAACAGCUUCCCCCAACAACAACAGAUCCUUCAGGAGUCCCUCCAACCGCAGAAGCAUCGCUGGAUUCCCCGACGACACGUCCAAAGCCAGAACCCCUACGGGGGAGACACCGAGCACCCCGGUCCGUAGUUCUUCCUUCAAGGCCAACAGCAAGAGCCACGCUGCGCCGAAGCGGGUGAGGUCCAACAGGAGCCGGGCCCAGUCUCCCUGCUCCCCCGGACAGUACCCCCCCUCCCCGCUCCGGCAGAGAGCCACCACCCCCGGCUGCGAGGACAGCAAAGGUCACCUCACGCUGGAGAGAAAAUCUGCUAAAUCUGACGCCGCAGACAGCAAGAAGAUCAGCAAGUCCAGCAGCAGAGAGCUGAACGCAGAGUCACCGAGCACCCCCACUGGCAGGAGCGUCGGCGGCACGACGGACGCUGAGGAGGCGUCCCGGCUGCUGGCGGAGCGGCGCCGUCUGGCCCGGAUACAGAAGGAGCAGGAGGAGAGGCAGCGACAGGAGGAGGAGAGACUGAAGGCCGAGGAGGAGCAGAGGAGGCAGCAGGAGGCGAAGGAACGUCAGGAGAGAGCGGCGCAGCAGGCCGAGGAGGAGAGAGUGAGGAAGGAGGAGGAGAGGAGGACCAGAGAGGAGGAGGACAGACGACAGAAGGAGCAGAGAUGGAAGAACAUGCAGGACCAGCUGGACAGAGAGAGGGAGGAGGCCUUCCUGCGAGCUCAGCGGGAGGCUGAGAGGAAGAGGCAGGAGAGGGAGCUGCUGCACAUCCAGGAGGAGCAGGAGAGGCAGCAGAGGAAGAAGAGAAUUGAGGAGAUAAUGAAGAGGACGAGGAAGAGCGAAGUGGAGCCUCCAUCUGCUGCCUCAGCCUCUGAGGUGAAAGCUGAAGCUCUUGGUGCCUCAGAGGAGGAUGCUCCAACUCCGGCUGAAGCCCCCACCAUAAUGCUGGGUCCCCUGGAGAAUAAGAGCUUUGUGGACGAGCUUUCUGAUGGAGUCCAGUCCAUGGACGUCAGCCCGGUGUCCAGGGACGAGCAGGCCAGCGCCCAUGAGUUCUCCCCGGUGGCUGAGGGACCCGACGGUUAUCCCCCCGACCACCUGAUGGACCUGGACGGUCCAGGCCGGGGGCAGCGUCUGGGCGCCGACACGCCCCCGUACCCCAAGCUGCAGGCCGGCAGCGGCGUGGGAGACCUCAACAAGAACCUGCUGAUCCAGGCCUACAGCGCCGCCUCCGAGUCCUCGCAGCUCAUCCACAGCGUCGGCCCGAGCAAGCUAGACAUCUAACCGCCAGGGUUUUUUUCAGGAGCUAAAACAGGAGCUAAGAGAAACACCAUCACCUCCCUCUGCAACAACAUUCAUCUUUUCCACAAGAAACAAAGUUUAGCAUCUGAUCUUUGAUCUGUUACCGGAGCACUCCCACAUCUGGCCUCCAGGGGGCAGCGCAGAUGGAGAAGGCCACCUCUCAGAAACGCGUUCUGACUGAAUUAUGUCAAACAUGUGAGAUCAUGUCGCAGAAAGCAAGAAAAAAAAUAACCACUUCUGCCUGCUCGUUCAUUUAAAUUAACCUAGAACCAACAACGUAUCUAUGACAUGAGACUUAAAGGUUGGGAUGUUUGAAUUGUAAAUGUUUAUGCAUAAAUCAGUCCAUCUCCAGCUGCAGAGUUCCUGAUGAAGCCCGGUUUGGCCGCCUGCAUCGCCACAAACGUCAGCUUCUUAAAGCGUUGUAAAUAGAUGAGACUGCAGGACGAUCCUUGGAAUGCGGCCGCUGCGACGGACGCCGGCCUGUAGAUCCUGUGUAGCAUCUUCAAGCAGGACUAGAUAGCUGUGUAGUUCAACGGUGUGUCUGACGGUGUUUGUCCUGAACCUGCUGACAGACACUCCCACAUGAGUCCGUGUCCCCCCCCCCUCCCGCCCCGCCGUGGAGAAACUCCGUAAAUGAUCAUGUAAACACAAACCUGUAGCUGUGGUUUCGCUUCUCGUUCCAUUGAUGGACGUCUGUGGACCUGCUGUGAUCCACGGCGGGGCACAGCGUGGCAGGAACAGCUAAACGUGUCGUGUUUUUAGCCGCAGGAUGAGGAUGUAAAGUGUAAUUGUCUGGCACUGACUGUAACCACGCAAGCUGCAGUUUAUAGCGCACCUACGCUAGUUAUGUUUCACAUCUGCACCUCUGCUCCUGGACCGCACCGCUCGUCACCUCCGGGGCCUUAGAACCUCCCUGCAUCCACCAUGAUCACCAGACUCUGCUCACAGAUCUGUCUUCACCACAAGGAACCGCAGGAGACACGAUCCGCUAAGAACUCACACCCAGGACCAUGUUGUUUGCUUUUCAGCUGCAAUAACCCAGAUCAUUACAGGCUCCCAGAUCUGCUGUGAUGAUGAUGAAGAUUUGUCCAACCUCUGAAAAAAAAAAUCAACUAAUUAACACUUAAUUAUUUACCAGCAACACAGACUUUAACAAGGUGGAUAAAUUGUGGCAUUUCCUUCAGGAAAAAGUAAAAUUGAUUAUUUAUUCCUAAGGAUUUGAACAGUUUGUACAUUUGUUGAGAGAAAAAAGCCUUCACUUGUGAACUUCAGUGCAUUUCUUCACACUUCUCUCCCCCUUCGGCUCCUCUUUCUCCAUAUUUGCACAACGUUCCCUGGAUUCUGCUGAAACCAGAGGGUCUCCUGGACCUCCAUGUAUAAACAUAAAGGAGUUAGCAUUUAUCCUAAUAAUUAAACUCUGUGACACUGCAGCUUGGUGGAAUAUAUCAUUGUAGAUGUGGUGCAUGGAUACUUGCUGAAACAGAAUAAACUUCAUCAAACCA